CAUUUGUAGUGCUGUCGCUGGUCUUGAGUUUUGAUGAAAUGGGUGUUGCUAUGAUGGUGUCGGUCAGAAUGGCUCCUCCUCUUCUUCUGAUCUUUCUGAUUAUGAUUCACAGGGUUUCUAGUGCUGAUUGGGGUGUGAGUUACAGUCCUUCACACAUCUGUGCACUAAAGAACUCAUCAGUGAUAAUGAACUGCACUUAUACAUACCCUACUGGAUUUAAGAUUGAGAAAGUGUUCUGGACCAAAAACCAAGUAAAGGGUGAAGAGAAUCCAGAUCUGUCUGAGGAUCCUGAAUACAGUCAGAGGCUUCAGUAUCUGGGAGACAAACAGCAGAACUGCGCCAUCAGACUGAGUCAUGUGACACAGAACGACCAACACAUGUACUGUUUCAGAUUCACAACUGAUAAAUCUGAUGGAAAAUGGACUGGUUAUCCAGGAGUGACUCUUACUGUCACAGAUCUUCAGGUGGAGGCUCCUGAGAGAGUGACAGAGGGUCAUAAUGUCAGUCUGACAUGUAAAAGCAGCUGCGCCCUGACUGACAGAGCAACAUUCAUCUGGUACAGAAACUCACAGCGAUUAACUGAGAGAAGAGACAGAAACAAUCAACUCCUGCUGCAGUCAGUCAGAAGAGAGGAUGCAGGCAGAUACAGCUGUGCUCUACAUGGACACACUUACAUCUCUCCUGCUGCUCAGCUCAAUGUCACCUAUCCUGGCAGUAAUAACACAGGGUCCAACAGUCAGUUUGGUCAGCUCUGGGAAGGACGUCUGAUGAUACUGUACAUAUCUGUCGGUGUGGUUUGUGGAGCUGCAGUUAUCAUAACAAUGCUUAUUUGGAGCAGCAGGAUGAAAAAGAGAAAAAACACAACUGAUACUCAGGUGAGAAAAAUGAGUUAUGUAAUUAACAGCCUCAUCAAUAACUAA
This is a messenger RNA of Carassius auratus (goldfish), 920 nucleotides long. RefSeq lists its product as uncharacterized. The record is from RefSeq and is a predicted model, not a curated record. Bases 39 to 920 code for a protein of 293 amino acids. The transcript is spliced from 7 exons. NCBI's taxonomy places the organism in Eukaryota, Metazoa, Chordata, Actinopteri, Cypriniformes, Cyprinidae.